GCCUCAGGUGAGGCAGGUGAGCCCCAGGUGAGCCCCGGGAGCCGCCAUGGACGGCCCCGCCCUGCCCAUCCGCCGCUCCCGCCGAGAGUUGGUGGAGGCCGUGCGGGAGCGGCCCUUCCUCAUCGUCACCGGCGAGACGGGCAGCGGUAAAAGCACGCAGCUGCCCAGGUACCUCUACGAGGCAGGGCUGGCCAGGCACGGAGCCAUCGGUGUGACCCAGCCCCGGCGCGUGGCCACCGUCUCGGUGGCACAGAGGGUGGCCGAGGAGAUGGGCUGUGCUCUGGGGGCCCUCGUGGGGUACCAGGUCCGAUUCGAGGACUGCACCUGUGAGGACACUGCCAUCAGGUACAUGACUGACGGCUGCCUGCUGAGGCAGAUCCUGGCUGACCCCCUCCUCAGCAAGUACAGCAUCAUCAUUCUGGAUGAAGCCCACGAGAGGAGCCUCAGCACUGAUAUUUUAUUUGGGUUGCUGAAGAAGCUGUUCCUGCAGGAGAAGCCAGCGGGCAGGAGGACAGACAUGAAGGUGGUGGUGAUGUCAGCCACCCUGCAGGUGGAGAAGCUCUCAGAGUUCUUUGGGCACUGCCCAGUGCUGCACAUUCCGGGCAGAAGUUACCCUGUCAAGGAGAUAUUCUGCAACCUGCUGAGCCCCAGGGAUGUGGGCAGCUCUGCCUAUGUCACAGAGGCUGUGAAGGUCGCCCUGGAUGUUCACUUAAAUGAACCAGAAGGUGACAUCCUGGUUUUCCUCACAGGGCAGAAUGAGAUAGAAAGAGCUUGUGAUUUGCUUUUCAAGAGAGCAGAGUCCAUCGAUUACCGGUACGAGGUGCACGACCGGGCUGUGGAGGGGCUCCUCAUCCUGCCCCUCUAUGGCUCCAUGUCCACAGAUCAACAGAAAAGGAUAUUUUUGCCAGCCCCCAGAGGCAUCAGAAAAUGUGUGGUCUCCACAAACAUUGCUGCAACAUCUCUGACCAUUGAAGGAGUCAGAUAUGUGGUGGACAGUGGCUUUGUGAAGCAGUUGAACCAUAAUCCCCGAGUGGGUUUGGACAUCCUGGAGGUGGUUCCCAUCUCAAAGAGCGAAGCCAAGCAGCGAGCGGGGCGCGCCGGGCGGACGUCGGCGGGGAAGAGUUUUGGGGUGUACAGCAGGGAGUUCUGGGAGCAGUGCAUGCCCCAGCACACCGUGCCAGAGAUCAGGAGGAGCAGCCUGACAUCUGUGAUCCUCACCCUGAAAUGCCUCUCGGUGCACGAUGUCAUCAGGUUUCCCUAUUUGGACCCCCCUGAGGAAAGGCACAUUCUGGAAGCUCUGAAGGAACUUUACCAGUGCAAUGCUAUUGACAGGAGAGGCCAUGUGACCAGACUGGGAGAGUUCCUGGUGCAGUUUCCCCUCCCUCCCAGCCUGUCCUGUGCUGUGAUCAAGGCUGCUUCCCUGGGCUGUGAGGAUCUCCUGCUUCCCAUUGCAGCCAUGCUGUCUGUGGAAAACGUCUUCAUCCGACCAGGUGAUCCUCAGAAGCAAAAGGAGGCUGAGCUUCAACACCAGGAACUUGCCUCUCAAGUGGGAGGAUGCAAUGACUUUGCAACCCUCUUAAAUAUUUUUGAGCAGUGCAAAGCAAGCAAGUCUCCUUCAGCCUGGUGCCAGAAAUACUGGAUCCAUUGGAGAGCUGUGAAAUCUGCUUUUAGUGUGGAAAGGCAGCUGCGGGAAAUAACCACGAAACUGAAACAGCUGCCAGACUUCCCUACAGAGACAUUUGAAGGCUCCAGAACUGAAAUACUGAGAAGAUGCCUGUGUGCAGGAUAUUUCGUUAAUGUUGCUAGGAGAUCUGCAGCCAGGACAUUCUGCACCAUGGAUGGGCAUGGCAGCAUAGUCUACAUCCACCCUUCAUCCGCACUCUACAACCAGGAGACCCUGCUGGAGUGGAUCAUCUUCCACGACGUGGCCGUCACCUCCAAGAUCUACGUGCGCACCGUGUGCCCCGUGCGCUACGAGUGGCUCAGGGAGCUGCUGCCCAGGCUGCACCAGGUGGAUGCCUAUGAGCUCAGCAGCGUGGCCAGGGAAGAGGUGACUGAGGAGGAAAUGGCCAGGUGGAAGCAGAGGGAGGAGCUCAAAAGGCAGUUUGAAGGAGUCCCAGAGAGCUCUGCAGGGAAGAUGGAGAGGAGGAAUGAUGAACAAUCCAUCCAGGACGCCCGAGCUCGCUACCUGCAGAGGAAGCAGCAAAGAGCUCAGGCUCUGAGCGGCCCCGAGAAGGAAAUGGGGUAACUCUGGGCUAACUCUGCUUGAGGAGGAGCUUCUGCAGCUCUGGGCUCUUUGCAAAAUGCCCAAGGACUGACAGGAGUGCAGGGAAACUUGUGCCAAAGAGGACAAACACAGUUCCCUGUGCUGCAUCCAGCAGGGAAAACUUCCCAAGCUUUGCGUUGCUGCAGGUCAGUGGCAACAAUUUCAUGGCCUCAGCUGUGGCUGAAGCCCUGAUAUCAAGUGUGGUGCCAAUUCUCUGGCAUCUGUUUGACUUAAAGAGCUCUCAGUGCUGUUAUAAAUGAAAUUUUUCUUCAAGGUCGGUUGGGGUUUAUUUUUGUAAGGAGUGGAACUGUAAUUUUUUACCCAUUUUAUUCUGUCUGAUGGUGGUCACACAGAAUUCCUGCUCAGGAAAACGUUCAGGAAGGGCUCUUGCAGUGGUGGGAGCAGCAGGAUUAGAUCCAAAGGGGCAAUUGCAGGAUUAGAUCCAAAGGGGCAAUUGCAGGAUUAGAUCCAAAGGGGAAAUUGCAGGAUUAGAUCCAAAGGGGCAAUUGCAGGAUUAGAUCCAAAGGGACAAUUGCAGGAUUAAAUCCAAAGGGCCAUUUCCCACCUGCAUUCCUUGCUGUGCUGUACCAGGUGCACACAGGGAAUUAAGAACGUUUUUCCUUGAGCAUCUGAAAGAGCAAGGAGCUGUGGUGCUUUGUCAUCAUGAAGUUUGUUUCCUUCUCAAUAAAGAAAUCCUGUUUUAUCACCAUAAUAAUCCUGAAACGCUCCAGGGCUCGAGUGAGCAGUUUGUGUAAGAAUUUCCAAAGAAUUGGAAGAACUUGCUGGGAUUUUUCCUGCCUCAGCUGUGUGCUCUGUGCCACCCUGGGCACUGGUUCAAGUGCUGGAUUGUGUUUUAUUACUGUAGCCUGAAUGAAACAUUCACCAUUCCACCUCUGCCUCACCUCCAGCAUUCCAGCACUGCCCAGCAUCCCAGAGCCUCCAAAACCAUAGGAAUUUUUUUUGGAAUAUUACAAUAUUAUUGCUCAUAAAGAAAGUGCUGGGUCUGGUAAUUGUUUCUCAUGCUGUGAUUGAUGGGAAGGGGUUUUGUUCUUUCAGGCUCUGCUUUGGAGCUGCAGCACUUGGGCUUGACUCAUCCUCUGCUCUGAGUUUUGCUGUUUAAUUUGAUUUAUAUUUGCAGUGUCACAGCCCCUCAUGAGUCAAAUGCCAUCUGCACCACCCAGUGGGCCUGAAAUGAGUACACAGAAUGCCCACUGUUCCUUGGGGCUAUAAAUCACUUGGCAGAUCCUAAUGCUGAUUUUUUUAUCUUUUUUUUUUUUAUUUUUCAUUUUUUUUCAUAGCAAGAAGUGAGGGAUAUUUUUCCCCCCACUGUGUUCCAGGGCUUCUCAGAGGUUUGGAGAUGGGAAAUUUAAGACAAAGUAAAAAUUAUCUGGGGGAAGUAACAGUGAGCUGUUAAAUAAAAUAAGAUUUCAGCCAUGCCAAGUGUGACAGCACACACAACUCUGGGUGCUGAUCCCAGGAAAAAGUUAAGUUUUUACCUGUUUUACGUGCUGGAGGUCAAGUGUGAGUUAAUAAAACACAGAGGGAAGUGUGGAGCUUCGUUA
Agelaius phoeniceus (red-winged blackbird) is the source of this 3828-nucleotide messenger RNA. It is a transcript of the gene DHX40, whose product is annotated as DEAH-box helicase 40. The record is from RefSeq and is a predicted model, not a curated record. Gene Ontology annotation, cellular component: intracellular anatomical structure. Gene Ontology annotation, molecular function: ATP hydrolysis activity; RNA binding; 3'-5' RNA helicase activity. Lineage: Eukaryota; Metazoa; Chordata; Aves; Passeriformes; Icteridae.